Stegodyphus dumicola is the source of this 943-nucleotide messenger RNA. RefSeq names its product transmembrane emp24 domain-containing protein 1-like. NCBI's taxonomy places the organism in Eukaryota, Metazoa, Arthropoda, Arachnida, Araneae, Eresidae. The record is from RefSeq and is a predicted model, not a curated record.
UGCUGUUUUAUUUUUUGACAUUUCACUAUUUUCGUAUUUUCUUAAAUGGGAAAAUGAUUGCCUUCAGUGGAACAGAAUUUAUAUUUUCACAGAUAGUAUAGAUAACUCGUAAUCAUGUUAAAUUUGUGGACUUUGAUUUUUUACACGUUUCUGCCUGUUACUGGAUCAUUCAAUUUUGAAUUCCCUAACAUCGAACUUACAAUAAUGGUAAAACCCCGCGAACAGGAAUGUUUUUACCAAUAUGCUUUGCCAAAGCAGAUCUUGCGCUUUGAAUACAGGGUAAUUGAUGCUGAUUAUAGCAGAUAUGGCGUGGUUAGUGAACUCAAGAUAAAUUUCUAUGUACGAUCACCGGAAAAGAAAACUGUGCUGAAAUAUAUAAAAAAGUCACAUGGUAUCGAAAAAUAUGUAGUAACCGAGGCCGGAGAUUAUGAAAUUUGUUUUGACAAUCAUUUCUCCAAAUUUUCGACAAAGAUCGUGUAUUUUGAAAUCACGAUUGAUAUUACAGCUGAAACUUAUCGAUGGAUGGCGAUAAAUGAGUCACUGCUGGCUGAUAAAAGAAAUAAUGGAACUAUUACUCUUUUGAGGAGAACUGCAAACAAGGUAAAAGAUGAUCUGGAAACUAUAAAGCACUACCAAGAUACAUAUCGUGCCGUAGAAGCGAGGGAUGCCAGCAUUCAAGAAAAAAAUCUGACUAAAGUGAAUGCAUUGUCUUCACUUACAACUGCGUUCAUAAUGCUCUUUGGUUCAAUUCAUAUAUUUAUUUUGAAAUCGAUGUUCAAUCCAUCUACUGUACUAUACAAAGUGUUCAAGAAAUUGUGCUAGAACAACUUGAAUCAAAUAUAUACAUUUAGAGAAUAAUGCUUAAGCUGGAAAAUAUACUGAAGGUUAUAAUUAACAUAUAUUUGGUUUAUAAAGUAGCUCAUGAUUAAAAAAUAUAUACAUA